Molecule: messenger RNA, 13844 nt
Organism: Coregonus sp. 'balchen'
Lineage: Eukaryota; Metazoa; Chordata; Actinopteri; Salmoniformes; Salmonidae
Source: the annotation of a GenBank genome assembly
UGGACAGCCUUGGUGCCUCAGAGUAUAGAGGCUCUGAGAGGAUCAUGUGUGCGCAUUCCCUGCUCAUUUACACUUGGUUCCUUGCAGUUAAAAGACUAUAAUCCCUGCCUAAAUUCUCACUCAUGUAACGCAAUUUGGAUGAGAGGUGGAAAAGAUAAGACAAACACAGCAGACUCCAGUCCAUCUGGGAACCUGAACCAGAAAGACUGUACUACAAUCCUGGACAACAUGCCUACUGGUGACACAUAUUACUUCAGACUAGAAUGUGGCGAUUGUGUCAAGUGGAAUUUUGGCACACCUGUUCAAAUCAAUAUCGCAGGUAGGACACAUAGCGAUCCAUUACAGCUGAAUGAUCGACCACACAUGAUUCUAUAGUCUAACUUGACAAAACUACAUGAAAUUGUAUUGAACGUAUUUGUAAUUAUAGACUUUGUUUUCAUAUCCAAUUGAUUGAUUAUCACUGAUAUAGUGGGUGUGUUUGUUCCUGUCUUACUACUCUAGACACUCCCCCCACACCCACUUUAACCCCAGCUACAGUGGAGGUGAGGGAGGGGACCUCAGUGAGUUUGAUUUGCUCUGCUGCAGCCCCAUGUCCAUCUCUCCCCCCAACUCUGACAUGGAUCCCCAGACUGGGUCAAAGUGAGGAGGGACUACGGGAGAAUCAGGAUAAAACUAAAGUCACGACCUCUACUCUGACCUUCACUGCUUCAUACCUCCAUCAUGAACAGAAUAUAUCCUGCACUGCUCUCUACAAACAACAAGAUGGCAAGAAUGUCAAAUCACCUGAAACUAGUCUGACCGUUACUGUUCUAUGUAAGAUCAUUUUGACUUUUUUCCACCUCAUAUUAGCAUUAGUUGGUUGGUUUUAUUUCAGUCAAACAUUAUUAACAUUGUGUGCUCUUUCUCCAAGUUUCUCCCAAGAACACCUCAGUGUCAGUCAGUCCCUCUGGUCCAGUGGUAGAGGGCAGCUCCAUGACUCUGAACUGCAGCAGCAAUGCCAACCCUGCAGUGACCUACACCUGGUACAGAGUCAAUGGAGUUCAGGUGACAACGGUGGGGUCUAGCAGAAUGCUAACUAUCCAGGUGUCUGCAGACAACAGUCAGUUCUACUGUGAGGCCAGAAAUGACCAUGGAAGCGAGAAAUCAUCUGUCAUUCAACUAGAUUUGCCAUGUAAGUACUUGCACUAUCUCGAUGCAGUCAGUAGCAAUGGGUGUAAUGGUGGCACCACUAAAUUCACUUGUUUCAAAUAUUGUCCCUGUUUUUACAGAUCCUCCCAUGUACACCUCAGUAUCAGUCCGUCCCUCUGGUCCAGUGGUAGAGGGCAGCUCUGUGACUCUGACUUGCAGCAGCAAUGCCAACCCAGCAGUGAAUAACUACACCUGGUACAGAGUCAAUGGAGAUCAGGUGAUAUCAAUAGGACAUGGAGAGAAACAUCAGACCCAGGUGUUCACAGAUCAAAGAAAGUUCUACUGUGAGGCCAGAAAUGUCCAUGGAACCCAGAACUCAUCAGUCUUUGAACUGGAUGUAAUGUGUAAGUAUACAAUUAAAUACUAUGGCUGGCGCGAGUAUUCGAGAACUCAAGUACUCGAUUCAAGGAUUGUAUUUGUUUACUAAUAAUCAAGUACUCUAAAUGUACAAAUGCAACUAUUUAGCUGGUUAAAUUUAUAAGGACUGACAUUUCUAUCUCUAAGAUGUGUUUGUUGUUUACAGACAACAGUAUGUCAAGUGCAGUGAAAAUAUGUUCAGUUUUGUUUUCAGUUGUGUAUCAGAAUAACCAGUACAGCAGCACAACCAGUAAAACUGAUAGCAUAUCGCAAACUUUUUGCCUUCAGACCCUUUUCACGCUAACAUGCUAACAUUUUUAUGAGAGUACUCGAACACUGAUAUUUUUUCAAAUGCCCAUCCAUAUUAAAUACAAGUAUUGAACAUUUCUUUGCACUCACUUUGUAUACAGUGGGGGAAAAAAGUAUUUAGUCAGCCACCAAUUGUGCAAGUUCUCCCACUUAAAAAGAUGAGAGAGGCCUGUAAUUUUCAUCAUAGGUACACGUCAACUAUGACAGACAAAUUGAGAAAAAAAAAUCCAGAAAAUCACAUUGUAGGAUUUUUUAUGAAUUUAUUUGCAAAUUAUGGUGGAAAAUAAGUAUUUGGUCACCUACAACCAAGCAAGAUUUCUGGCUCUCACAGACCUGUAACUUCUUCUUUAAGAGGCUCCUCUGUCCUCCACUCGUUACCUGUAUUAAUGGCACCUGUUUGAACUUGUUAUCAGUAUAAAAGACACCUGUCCACAACCUCAAACAGUCACACUCCAAACUCCACUAUGGCCAAGACCAAAGAGCUGUCAAAGGACAACAGAAACAAAAUUGUAGACCUGCACCAGGCUGGGAAGACUGAAUCUGCAAUAGGUAAGCAGCUUGGUUUGAAGAAAUCAACUGUGGGAGCAAUUAUUAGGAAAUGGAAGACAUACAAGACCACUGAUAAUCUCCCUCGAUCUGGGGCUCCACGCAAGAUCUCACCCUGUGGGGUCAGAAUGAUCACAAGAACGGUGAGCAAAAAUCCCAGAACCACACGGGGGGACCUAGUGAAUGACCUGCAGAGAGCUGGGACCAAAGUAACAAAGCCUACCAUCAGUAACACACUCCGCAGCCAGGGACUCAAAUCCUGCAGUGCCAGACGUGUCCCCCUGCUUAAGCCAGUACAUGUCCAGGCCCGUCUGAAGUUUGCUAGAGUGCAUUUGGAUGAUCCAGAAGAGGAUUGGGAGAAUGUCAUAUGGUCAGAUGAAACCAAAAUAUAACUUUUUGGUAAAAACUCAACUCGUCGUGUUUGGAGGACAAAGAAUGCUGAGUUGCAUCCAAAGAACACCAUACCUACUGUGAAGCAUGGGGGUGGAAACAUCAUGCUUUGGGGCUGUUUUUCUGCAAAGGGACCAGGACGACUGAUCCGUGUAAAGGAAAGAAUGAAUGGGGCCAUGUAUCGUGAGAUUUUGAGUGAAAACCUCCUUCCAUCAGCAAGGGCAUUGAAGAUGAAACGUGGCUGGGUCUUUCAGCAUGACAAUGAUCCCAAACACACCGCCCGGGCAACGAAGGAGUGGCUUCGUAAGAAGCAUUUCAAGGUCCUGGAGUGGCCUAGCCAGUCUCCAGAUCUCAACCCCAUAGAAAAUCUUUGGAGGGAGUUGAAAGUCUGUGUUGCCCAGCGACAGCCCCAAACCAUCACUGCUCUAGAGGAGAUCUGCAUGGAGGAAUGGGCCAAAAUACCAGCAACAGUGUGUGAAAACCUUGUGAAGACUUACAGAAAACGUUUGACCUGUGUCAUUGCCAACAACGGGUAUAUAACAAAGUAUUGAGAAACUUUUGUUAUUGACCAAAUACUUAUUUUCCACCAUAAUUUGCAAAUAAAUUCAUUAAAAAUCCUACAAUGUGAUUUUCUGGAGAAAAGAAAUCUCUUUUUGUCUGUCAUAGUUGACGGGUAUCUAUGAUGAAAAUUACAGGCCUCUCUCAUCUUUUUAAGUGGGAGAACUUGCACAAUUGGUGGCUGACUAAAUACUUUUUUCCCCCACUGUAUAUAUUUUUCUUCUUUAGACUCCCCAAAGAACACCUCAGUGUCAGUCAGUCCCUCUGGUCCAGCGAUAGAGGGCAGGUCUGUGACUCUGACCUGCAGCAGCAAUGCCAACCCAGCAGUGAAGACCUACACCUGGUACACAAUCAAGGGAGGUCGGGGGACUCCAGUGAAGGCAAUGCCAGAGCUAACUGUCCAAGUGUUGGCAGAUAACAACAAGUUCUACUGUGAGGCCAAAAAUGACCAUGGAACCCAGAAAUCAUCAACCUUUCAACUAGAUAUGAUGUGUAAGUACACAAUAAAAUAAAUGUGUAUAAUAUUUUUGCGCUAUACACACAAAAAUAAUUGUUCUAUAUAGUGCCAAAUAAGGGUUAUUUGGCUUGUAACCAUAGCGGAUCCCUUUUUGAUGCUAUAUAUAAAACAAAAAUGUAAGCUUCUAUAAAUGACAAUUUCCUGAGGUUCUAUAAAUAGCCAUUAAUAAAAGGUUCUGAAGAGCACCAAAAAAUGUGUUCUGCUAUGGUUAGAACCCUUUUUUCAUGUUUUUUUUUAUAUAGAACCUUUAUGGAGAAUAGUUCUAUAAAGAAACUUCCUCGGUCUCAAAGGUUCUUUGUAGAUAUUUUUGAAGAACCAUACAGGGUUUAUUAUUUUGGUUAGCCAUAUUAUAUUGUUAAAGGUUCAAUGCAGACAUUUGUAUCUAAAUAUCAAAUAAUUUCUGGGUAACAAUUAAGUACCUAACUGGGAUUGUUUUAAAUUAAAAUGGUCAAAAAGAAACAAAAAUAGCUUCUUAGCAGAACAAUUUCUGGGAGGGGGGUACAACUCAAUAUUAAGAAGGUAUUCCUAAUGUUUGAUUUACUCAGUGUAAAUUAAACACAGGAAAACCUCAUUUUUGACUGCACCGGGCCUUUAUAAUUCCUUAGGCGUUACAAUUGCGUUAAUUGACAAGUUGAAUCAGGUGUCACAGCUUUGGAACAGCUGGGGGGUUCCUGAGGAGAAAUUUGUUCUCAGUUGACACAAGGCCAUACAGGAGUAUUUCACAAGACACUGUGACUGACCAUAGUAAUGUUUAAAAUAUUAUAGCAUAAUACAAAUUAUAAGAUAUACUGGAAUGACACUCUCACUCAUGGUUGCACAAGAAGAGCUGUGAGCAAACCACACCCCAAAAUAUUAUAAUGAGCCACUCCCUUUACAUUUUAAUUAUCACUAAAAGAGGAAAGAACCCUUUUCUGAAAUGCAAAGAAUCAAUGAAGCGCUCAAAGGGUGCUUUGAGUCAUUAUGGUUCUACAUUUAACCAUCACCCUUCCCAAAGAUCCCUGAAGGAACCCUACACUCUAAAAAUAAAAGGUUUCUGGAGUAUCCUUUAGGGGUUCUUGAAAUUGAAACAGUGGGGGAACCCCUAUAAGCUCUUCGAAGAACCCUUUAAAAGGGUUCUUCAAAGAACCCCUUUUAAUGGAUCCUUGAAUAACCUUUUGAAUAACCUUUUGGGGUUCAUUUUUGAACUACCCCCCCCCCCCCCCUCCCCUAUUAUUAUUAUUAUCAACAAAGCAUAACAAUAACACAGUAUUUUAGUUCUCAGUGUUUAUUAUGAUUUUAGUGGCAAAGCAGAAUUUUAAAAAUCUAAAUAUGUGGUAAACUCCCAGCAGAGCCCCAAGUCCAAUAUCCUCUAGCAUGUUGAUGUUAAUGUGUUGAUGUUCUCCAUAUCCACAACCAGAAUGAUUUUGCAGUGCAUGGUGAUCGAACAGGUUUCCUGUUAUAUUCAUCAGAGGUGUAGGGAGGGUGAAGUCUGUGAAUCCCCAAAAUAGGAAUUAUACAGAUGAUUAACAAAACAUACACACGACAGAAUUCAUACCUUGGAUUUUGUGGUGAAGGUGAAUGGAAAAACUGUUUUGAUAACGGUUUUCAUUCACAUACCUUGUCCAUAAUGUAGAGGCCUAUGGGAUAUUCAUUGAAGAGGUAAGGGAGGAGGAUGGUAAAUGUGAUCAACAUAACAUACCAAUACCAAUUGACGUACCUUUGCAUGCCUCCUCGUCUGUAUUCCUGCAGACACAGACACAAAAGUGAGUAGUUCAGUCAUCUGCACCCAAUACAGAUAGCCUUCAACAUAUUCUUAUAGCAUACAUAUUCUUACCUCUUUGUUGAUUUAUAUCCAUUGAAUUGUAUCCAUUUUCUGUUUUAGAAAGAUUUGCACAAAUAUGAAAAGAUAGAUGGUAUCAUCAUAAAACAAUAAAACAAUAUACAUUUAGGUCAUACAAGGGACAAACCUUACCUUUAAUUGUGAAGAGCUUUACAUUUUUCAGUUAAGUGCCUGCACCUGCUGUCUUUCAAAUUCUAAUCCAAAUGUUUCAGUUGGGCAGUUAGGUUCCUGCAAGAACCCCCACCAACUAAUGAGGUUCCUCGAUGAACCCCACCUCCUAUGGGGUUCUUGAAAGAACCUUUUGGGGGCAAUUUUCAGUGCCAGGAACCCUAAGGUUCUUUGAAGAAUUUUGAGGAUCUUAGAAGAACCCUUGUUGAACCCCUCAUUUUUAGAGUGUAUUUUCUAAGUGUGUAGCCAGUAUCAUAACACACACUAUGUUUAAAUUUUUCAUACAGUAUCUGUUGUUUCUUUACCCCAGACCCACCCAAAAACACCUCAGUGUCAGUCAGUCCCUCUGAUUCAGUGGUAGAGGGCAACUCUGUGACUCUGACCUGCAGCAGCAAUGCCAACCCAGCAGUGAGGAACUACACCUGGUACAGAGUCAAUGGCGAUCAGGUGACAUCAAUAGGACAUGGAGAGAAACAUCAGACCCAGGUGUACACAGAUCAAAGAAAGUUUUACUGUGGUGCCACAAAUGACCAUGGCACUAAGAACUCAUCAGUCUUUCAACUGGAUGUAAUGUGUAAGUGGUCCUCUGUAGCUCAAUUGGUAGAGCAUGGCGCUUGUAACGCCAGGGUAGUGGGUUCGAUCCCCGGGACCACCCAUACGUAGAAAUGUAUGCACACAUGACUGUAAGUCGCUUUUGAUAAAAGCGUCUGCUAAAUGAUUUAUUAUUAUUAUUAAGUAUAAAUCUGGAACUAUCGUUUCUGCUCAAUUUCAGUUGUGAGGAUAGCACCCAGUUUGUAUACUUUUUGUUAACAGCCUUUUUACUGUUUUUACACCUGUCUCUUUAGAUCCUCCCAAGAACACCUCUGUGUCAGUCAGUCCCUCUGGUUCAGUGAUAGAGGGCAGCAAUAUGACUCUGACAUGCAGCAGCAAUGCCAACCCAGCAGUGAAGAACUACACCUGGUACAGAGUCAAUGGAGGCCAAGUGACACGAAUCGCUAAUGAAAAAGAGUUAAACACGAAAGCAUCUAUAGACAACCGCCAGUUCUACUGUGAGGCCAGAAAUGACCAUGGGACCAAGAACUCAUCACUCAUUCUACAGAAUGUGCUAUGUAAGUACAAAAUUCCAAACAUACUGUAACUUCAAGUAAUGACUUAUUAAACAUAAAAAAACAGGUAUAACAUUUCAAUUGCAUGAUUGUUUUGUUUUCAGACCCACCAAAAAACACCUCAGUGUCAGUCAGUCCCUCUAGUUCAGUGGUAGAGGGCAGCUCUGUGACUCUGACCUGCAGCAGCAAUGCCAACCCACCAGUGGAGAGCUACACCUGGUACAGAGUAGAUCGAGAACAGGUCACAGAAGUGGGGUCUAGCAGAAUGCUAACUAUCAAGGUACCAGUAGACAACAGCCAGUUCUAUUGUGAGACCAGAAAUCAUCUUGGAUCCCAGAACUCAUCUGUCACUCAACUAGAUGGGAUGUGUAAGUGCAAAAUAAAAACAAAUGUACACAAUAUUUUAGCACUAUGGCUAGUGUCAUAACACACACUAAAUUACCUGUUUCCAUACAAUAUGCUUCUUCACUUCUUCAGAUCCUCCCAAGAACACCUCAUUGUCGGUCCGUCCCUCUGGUUCAGUUGCAGAGGGCAGCUCUGUGACUCUGACCUGCAGCAGCAAUGCCAACCCAGCAGUGAAGACCUACACCUGGUAUAGAGUCAAUGGGAGUGAGGGAGUCAUUGUACGAUCUGGACAGAGCUUCACCUUCAAUAAGAUUGCUAUCAAUGAUAGUGGGCGGUACUAUUGCGAAGCAGAGAAUAAGCAUGGGGUGGACAACUCAACAACUACUAACAUAGAUGUGACAUGUAAGUUGUUACACUUUUACACCCUGUGAACAUACUUUAAAGGGGCAGUGUAGUCAAAAACAUGAUUUGUAAAAAAAUUAAAAAAUCUGAUUAUUCUGACCAAUGACCAGUCAUCUUUUAUUUGCAUAUGUAUCCUCCUACUUUUCAGUGGUAAGCGGGGUAGGCUCUAGAGUCUAGACCAGGGGUUCCCAAACUUUUUCACUCAGGCCCCCUCCCAACAUUAGGGAACGUCCCCCGCCCGCGCCCACGCGCCACAUCUAUUUCUAUGGGCACAAGCACUGUUUAUGGCACAAACUAUUCACACCCCUCUUGUUGAUGGAGAGAACAUUUUGCAGGUUUAAAGCUUAUUUCCUGCGAUUCUACACAUUUUGUCAUGGGGUGCAGAGAACAAUUUGCAGUUUUAAAGCAAAGUUUCUUGCAAUUCUAUACAUUUUGCCACAUCUAAUGUGUAUUCAUGUGAUAUUUGAGCGUCACAAACAUUAAAACAAAAUCUAUGGGCUAAAAAACCUAGCAAAAAAAAUGUUAGCUGACAUGGGCUAGUUGAUUUAGACAUUUCUGACAAGUUAUAAAUAGCUCUCUAAGGUAUGAAAUGACUGACAUGACAAGAGGAAAACUGAUGGUUCACUACCCAAUUUCAAAAUUGCACCUUGUGCAUUCUACUAUUACAACGUUGAAAGCCGACUGAGUUCCUUUCAAUGCAUUCACUCACUUAUUAAACAUUAUACAACGGGUGGGUCUAAUCCUGAAUGCUGAUUGGUUAAAACCGCAUUCCAGCCGUUGUCUAUUUCUCAAUUUACACCUGCUAAAUCUAUUACAUUAAAAUGCCUAUUUCCUCUGUUCCAUCUGACUGCGCAAUCCACUGUCUCAUCAGGCCAGCCAGGCACUUCAUGAACUUGAUCUCCACUAUAAAAAGCAUCUACACAUUAUCUCACAUUUCUUUUAGACUAACAUUUAGUUUUCAACAGCGGAGAUUUGUAUAAACCUUGCUGUCUGUCUCUCCGACAUUUGCAACAUUGUUUCAAUAUUCAAAUUCGAUCUCCAGAUGUCCCAUAAUAAUGAACGUGUCGGGAGUCGGGAUGAAACAGACAGGCAGGCCGCUUUUCUCAGACAGUUGAAAUCAUGAAUCUGCAUCAUUUUUAUGGAUAUAUACAAAGAACGAUCAAGAGAAAACAGGUAAAACGAAACGAAGUGUUAGAAAUUGUGUAAUUCAAAUCUGGUAUUGGAAUAAGAAUCAAGAGAUCUUCAAUCCAAGCUAAAUUUAUUAUAUGCAAAAUGUAUGUAUGAUAAGUAUGAAGGUUCGUAUAUACGGGUCCACUGAAAUACCACGCAGGGCACUCAGAGAACUAAUCCAUUGUUACAGGUUCUUCUUCAAAUACUCUGACAGAGAUAGUUCCCACUCUCUGCUGGCCAAUCAGAGUAGAGACUGAGCGUGGUUUAGACUUACUCAGCCAAUCCGUUGGCGCACAGGCUAGUCCCAGCCUCUUGGCGCUCCACCUGUUGCACACUGUUGCCAGGCAUAAGUUUUUAUCAUAACAACCUGUGGAGUCAGCACUCAAAAGACUGUACGUUCCUACGUCCAAGGACGGUUCACAGACAACGGUUCACAGACAACAAAGAGGCAGUGUUCGUAUCUGUAAGAAAUACAAGUCUUAUCUGUCCUUCCCCCUAACGUUCCUUACAUGAAUCACAGCCUGUUAUGUGAAACAAUUUAUAUCAGUAUAGUACAAACCUAUGCUUAUCAUUAAUGCAUUCCUUCUAAGCCAUUCAUCACACACAGAUCCAAUCAUUAGAAAAUAGAACCCCACAGAAGUGCAGCUAGUUUGCUGUCUUUCCAGCUUCAGUUUGAAAUGAUUGUGUUAGCUGUGUUGUUGGAUAGCUCCUCUGAACAAGUGUCUUGACGAGAGAGCACAUUUUCUAUGCCAGGCGAAAUCGCGCCUCAUUAGCUCAUUGUUAUGGAUGUAUCCAAAUAAAUGUCACUAGAAAACAGCUUAAACAAAUGCAAAUGCGGCUACUUUGCUGUUAUUCUGGCUGCACUGUUUGACGUGACUGUAUGUUAGCCAUAAUUGGCUAGCUAGCAAGCAAGGGAUAAGAACGUUGCCAGCUAAUAUGGCAAUUGAACAUUUAGAACGAACGACUGCGUUGCAUCCAUAGAUACAGAACAAAAAGACUGAAUGACUGGGUCGCGUCUCUGGUAACCGAAACCUAUAGAACGAUUGACCAACCGGCUUGGGUAGCAACCCUAGAUUUGUGUCGGUACUAUAUCUUGUGGAAGGAUGAAAUAGUAUGAAUAAAUCCAUCAAAAUAACGUUUUUAUUUAAAAUAUGUCAAUCAUUAUUUGAAUAUGUUGUAACCUGUUGUAUAAAAGUGAUAAUGCCCUCGAAGCCAGUGUUUGGAGGAUAUAUUGACACAGUUUGCUGAACACCGUGCCAAUAUAUCCUCCAAACAUCGGCUUCUCGGGCAUUAUCACUUAAUCAAACAAAAGGUAUAACAUUUAAUUGCAUAAUUUGCUUUGUUUUUCAGAUCCACCAAAAAACACCUCAGUGUCAGUUAGUCCCUCUAGUUCAGUGGUAGAGGGCAGCUCUGUGACUCUGACCUGCAGCAGCAAUGCCAACCCACCAGUGGAGAGCUACACCUGGUACAGAGUAGAUCGAGAACAGGUCACAGAAGUGGGGUCUAGCAGAAUGCUAACUAUCAAGGUACCAGUAGACAACAGCCAGUUCCAUUGUGAGACCAGAAAUCAUCUUGGAUCCCAGAACUCAUCUGUCACUCAACUAGAUGGGAUGUGUAAGUGCAAAAUAAAAACAAAUGUACACAAUAUAUUAGCACUAUGGCUAGUGUCAUAACACACUCUAAAUUACCUGUUUCCAUACAAUAUGCUUCUUCACUUCUUCAGAUCCUCCCAAGAACACCUCAUUGUCGGUCCGUCCCUCUGGUUCAGUGGUAGAGGGAAUCUCUGUGACUCUGAGCUGCAGCAGCAAUGCCAACCCAGCAGUGAAGACCUACACCUGGUAUAGAGUCAAUGGGAGUGAGAGAGUCAUUGUACGAUCUGGACAGAGCUUCACCUUCAAUAAGAUUGCUAUCAAUGAUAGUGGGCGGUACUAUUGCGAAGCAGAGAAUAAGCAUGGGGUGGACAACUCAACAACUACUAACAUAGAUGUGACAUGUAAGUUGUUACACUUCCACAUCCUGUGAACAUACUUUAAAGGGGCAGUGCAGUCAAAAACGUGAUUUGUAAAAAAAUAUAUAUGAUAUUUCCACACACUGGGGUCAAAAUAACACUCACAAAUUGUGAAAAUGAUACCCUUUCAGCCUGUUCAGGUGGGAUGGAGUUUUUGGCCCCCAGCAUGACAUCACACUCUGAUCUGAUUAUUCUCACCAAUGACCAGUCAUCUUUUAUUUGCUUAUGUAUUUGCUUAUUUGCCUAAGAUCACCAUGUGCAAUGCCAAGCGUCGGCUGGAGUGGUGUAAAGCUCGCCGCCAUUGGACUCUGGAGCAGUGGAAACGCGUUCUCUGGAGUGAUGAAUCACGCUUCACCAUCUGGCAGUCCGACGGACAAAUCUGGGUUUGGCGGAUGCCAGGAGAACACUACCUGCCCAAAUGCAUAGUGCCAACUGUAAAGUUUGGUGGAGGUGGAAUAAUGGUCUGGGGCAGUUGUUCAUGGUUUGGGCUAGGCCCCUUAGUUCCAGUGAAGGGAAAUCUUAACGCUACAGCAAACAAUGACAUUCUAGACGAUUCUGUGUUUCCAGCUUUAUGGAAACAGUUUGGGGAAGGCCCUUUCGUCUUUCAUCAUGACAAUGCCCCGUGCACAAAGCGAGGUCCAUACAGAAAUGGUUUGUCGAGAUUGGUGUGUAAGAACUUCACUGGCCUGCACAGAGCCCUGACCUCAACCCCAUCGAACACCUUUGGGAUGAAUUGGAAUGCCGACUGCGAGCCAGGCCUAAUCGCCCAACAUCAGUGCCCGACCUCACUAAUGCUCUUGUGGCUGAAUGAAAGGAAGUCCCCGCAACAAUGUUCCAACAUCUAGUGGAAAGCCUUCCCAGAAGAGUGGAGACUGUUAUAGCAGCAAAGGGGGGACCAACGCCAUAUUAAUGCCCAUGAUUUUGGAAUGAGAUGUUCGACGAGCAGGUGUCCACUUGAUUAAACUAUUUGCUGGUUCAAGUGGGGACACUUCAGGCUGAGGAGUAUGUUUCACACAUCCCAAUGUGUUAAAUUCACCCCUCAAUCUUACUCAACAGCGACCCCAGCUUUGAGCUGAGCUCAACUGUAGAUCUGAGUCACUAGGCACCCCUGUAAAGGACGUCACACUGCUUGCUUAGCGAGUACCGCUUCCACCUGAUUCGGCUCACACCGUGCCUGAUCUCAAAACAGUUUUCUGUUCCCAAAACUAGAAUCUGUUAUGAACAGAGUGCACAUAGUUUUAUAGACUUGACCCUUUGUCAAAGUUUUUAAAAGUUGUGUUGUUUACAAGGAGUGCAAUGGCAAAUAAAGUUAUUGCACACGCACACUUCACAGCGAAGGCGUUCCCUAACGGAAAUAUGCAAAUACAUGCUAGAAUGCGCCAAUAGGCUCUCGCUAGCUCUUGCUUGGCUCUGCCCUCCUCCUUGCUCGUUCUACCCACUAUGCUUAAUUUUCUCCCAUGGAAAACGACACAGAUGAACUAUGUCGGGUUGGUUAUAAAUAUCUUUGACUUAACUGUCUUCAUCCUCUGUUUUCUAUAGUUGCUCCAAAGAUCCUGCCCUCCUCUCGCUGCAUCAGAACUGCAGAUAAGAUCAACUGUUCCUGUGAGAGUCAUGGGAACCCCUCUCCCAAAGUGGAGUGGCGAUUGGCUGGGCAGCCUGUCAAUCACGUAAGAAACUCUGUCAUCAGGGAGCCAAUGGGCAGCACAGGCCUGAGAAGCUCCCUCACCAUCCACCAAUCACAGGAGGAGGACACACCCACUCUGGUCUGCCUCAGCACCAACUCUGUAGGAUCUUCCAGCCUCCAGUUCUGUACUCAAUGCCUGGGGAAUCACCAGGGGCUGGGCAUAAGCUCUGAAGUUCAUGAGGGUAAGCGCUUUAUGUUAUCAAUUGCCAUACAGACACAUUGUGCAGCAUUUGGUGUUUUUCUGCAGUCAAAGCGAUUUGGAUCUGGUCAAAAACUAUUUGUACAGUGUAGGUACUUUGAAAUACACAAACCAGUCAUUAUCAUUCAUAAGGGGUUUGGACACUAUAAUUGACUACAAUGAUGAUCUUGAUAACCUUGAUAAAUCUUUUCUAAGUCUAUUGAUUAAAGAUUUUUCUGUUCCCCUCUAGGUCAAGUUUCCUUGCCAAUCUUCAUCACUGCAAUAUUUGUUUCAGCAUUAAUGACAGCACUGAUAUGUGCUUUAUUGUUUCUCCUAAGGUAAGGUCAUCACUCUUUUAAAAUGUUCUGGAAAUACUGCACGUAUUUGUGUCUUUAUACUUUUUGUGCUUUACAUGAACUUAGUUCCUGAUUCUGAAGUGUACACUAAUUUGUAGAUAUUUGAUUUGACCAGUUUGUUGUAUGAUGAUUUCACAGGGUUUGGAAGCCUUAUUUUACGGUACUCAGAGGUCAUGAAAAAUAUGACGACAGUGAUGGGGUGAUGAACCUAGUUCCAACCAGUGGUGAGGGGACACAGGUAAGCAUCAUCAGAUUUAUCCUAGAAAUAGUUUGAUAAUGAAAUCACCACAAAAGAAAAUCUGUUAAAUGUCUAUACAUUUAUGUUAUUGCAGGAUCCUCCUGUGCCAGAAGAAGACAUCUACACCAACAGCAUGAUACCGAGUCAGGCCAGGAGACAGGGAUGCGAACAAGACCUAGAGGCCCACAAACCGGGUUCCAAAACACUGCCUUCCUCCAAAGCCAUCUCUGAGACCGACCGAACCGGCCUGCUCAGUCCUAUCGCUGACACUGCUACAGAUCCAGGAGAAGGCACUGCAAAGAAGGAGGGGGGUGACGUGUUUUAUUCCAGUGUGAUUUGGAAGAAGAAGAAGUGGAUGAAGAAGAAGAAUGUGGGGUCCGUGGAUGGGGAGGGGGGAAGGGAGGCGUCUAGCGGUUCCUACCUGGAGGAAGAGAGGUGUGUGCUGGGAAAUGUAGGCAGACGCAGAAUAAGUAAGGCACUGGAGAUGGAGAACCUACAGUUUCUC